AUGUCUUUACAAUUUGAUUGGAAGUUAUUGACUCCCGAAGUGAAUAAAAAGUUGAAGGAUCAACUCAAUUCAACAUUGGAGGUUUUGGUAUUUUCAAGAAAGAAAUAUGCUCGUAAUAGUAGCGUGAGUACGAGUAUGAGCAGUAGUUUGAAUGAGAGUGUCCGAGAUGAGGAAAAUAAUUUAGUGAUGAAUCAAGAAGAGGAAGGCUCUUCAUCUUCAAUGCUCAGGUCCAAUCGGAAUGGAUUAGAAAUAUCACCCACUCAAUCUUUGAGUUAUUUAAUUAUUGAUAGCCUUGAUUUGGGAACAACGGCACCAAAUAUUCAAAUCAAAGAUAUCCAACAGGCUCCCGAUGAGAAAUCUUUUAUGCAGAGAGCUAAAUAUUAUGAAAACAAAAUUUAUGGACGGCUGUAUCCUGCUCAAAAACAAAGAACAGCGCAGGAUCAUAGACCAAAUGUGGAUUUAUCAAAAACUUAUUCCACUCCACCAUCAACACCGACACAACAAAAUCCAAUCAUAACAAUGACAGCAACUCACGAUGAUAAUGUGAGUGUUUCCUCAGUCGCUACCUCUGGGUUUUUAAUGCCAUCACCAGGAUUUCUCACAUCUCUGAAUCGAAAGAAUUUAUUAGGACCAGGCCAUCCCAUGCAUUCUCCUUUGGCUUACAAUUCUCUCAUGAUGGCUUCUGGACACUAUUAUUAUCCAAGCCCAAUAAGCGCAACAAUGAGCGAUGUUUUUUCACAAACAACUAUGGACAAUACGAGCACGAGAUUUUCUCCUGGAACAAAUAAUCUAAGUAGUCUUAGAAAAGCUCCUCAAAAAACACACAUAUGUUCGAUAGGAACUGUUUACAAGCUCGCUACUAAUGAAAACAAACCACGAAGGGAUCUCAUUGCUCAAACAAAACGAAGGGCUAGUUGGUGGAAAGAACGUUUACAAAACUUGGAAAAUAAGCGAGAUGUGAAUAAUUUCAUUCCACCGGUACAAAUCCUGAACAAUGGAUCAGACAAGCUAUCUACCACUCCAAUAGAUUUGAGGGAUGAAAACUUUGUAAAGCAACAUUUGAUAGAUCCAGGAUUUUUGCUCACUGGGAAACGAAAUGGCAAGGGUGGAGGUGUUAAAUUUACAGGCCACUUUUCAUACAGUGGAAAUGCCUCCAUUAAGAUUGUCUCAGAAGUUAGAAUCAACAUGCCAAUUCCUGGAUUUGUUACAAUCCCAAUUGAGAUUGAGAUUUCAAAGUUUGUAUUUGAUGGUGACCUGACCAUUAUGUACUAUCACAAUCCAACCUCGAAUUUGAAACAAAACUCGCCUCAAGACAAGGUGUUGAUUUAUUUCGAAAAUCCAGUGUUGCCAUCGUUUGAGGCUGACGAAACGAAAUUACCCCAAUUUUCCGAUCAAAAGUUAAUGGCUAAUUAUAUUGUUAAAUCUACUGGAGAAUAUUCACCGUUGAAAGAAUUCAAUGUUACGGUGCGAGUGGGCUCUUCUCUUUCACGAGAACAACUUCCUCUUCCUGGUGAAGAUAAAAUUUUGGAGGAUAAGACAGAAAUUUCUAACUUUAUUAAGGAGCUCGUUCACAAGGUUGUAAAAGAUUUAUUGUUGUAUCCAAAUGUGUUUUCACAUUGGAUCGACAUUUCAGGACAAAGCCAAGCCACAAACGACAAGUAG
This is a messenger RNA of Naegleria fowleri, 1662 nucleotides long. RefSeq lists its product as uncharacterized. Gene Ontology annotation, molecular function: lipid binding. The record is from RefSeq and is a predicted model, not a curated record. Bases 1 to 1662 code for a protein of 553 amino acids. The transcript has a single exon. Lineage: Eukaryota; Heterolobosea; Eutetramitea; Acrasida; Naegleriidae.